This is a messenger RNA of Triticum urartu, 2604 nucleotides long. The record is from RefSeq and is a predicted model, not a curated record. NCBI's taxonomy places the organism in Eukaryota, Viridiplantae, Streptophyta, Magnoliopsida, Poales, Poaceae.
CGCGCUCUCUUUCGAAUCGAAAUGAAGAAAAAAACCCCACCUCAUCCCGCCCACACCGCCGCCCCAAAUACCUAAACCCUCGCCGCCGGCGAUCUCGACGGGUCCAUGUCGCGCUGGAAGGAAAACAUUUAUCCUGCUCCGCCCCACUACGGCAGCUCUUCCAACCCCUCCCGACUGCUCCCUUGCAAGCGGCCGCUGCAGUCUCCAUGCCCGCCGCCCCGCCGGCCGCUCGCCGAUGUCACGGGCAACGCCCUGCAGCAGCCCGGAUCCGCAGGCGGCGUGGAGGGCAUCGAUUACGGGUACAUCACUCCCCUCCCCAAGGUGCCCAAGUCUUGCGGGUUCCUUCUAGAGGACGACGACAUGGACGAGGCGUUCUUGCUUGAGGUGGACGCCAUCUGCGAGGAGCACUCGCGGUCCAUGGCCGGGAAGGAUAAGGGCAGGGAGAAAGAUUUGACGGUGGAGCGAGGGCCAGUCGUUGUGGCGGCAGCAACCCACGCCGGACCAGUGUGCGGAACGCUUGAGGACGCAUUCUGGACGGAGGCGUAUGCCAUUUUUGAGGAGUGUGAUGCUCAGCGUGCUGCCAAGAGCCAGGAUGAGGAGCUGAAGGAGAUGGUGGAAGUGGAAAGCUCGGUGCUGUCCUGUGGUGAUGAUUCGCUUCUUCCUGCUAUAUCCAUCGCAGAUGACUGUGUUAAGUUGGAGGACACUUUCUGGGAAGUCAAUUCCAUCAGCAAGGAGCACCAUGUCGCAUCUUCCGAGAUGAACCAGGAGCACUACGUCGCAUCUUCGGCGAUCAACCAGGAUGAGAUAGACGAGAUGUACGUAGAAGAUGGCUCAGUAGCAUUAUGUGUUGAUUUCCCUCCAGUAAUUUCCAUUGCGGAGGCGGGAGGAGAGGUUGUUGAUGCACUCUUGGGGGAGGUCGAUGUCAUCCAUGAGGGGCAGGUUGCCAUGUCUGCUGCCAAGGGCAAGGAGGAGCCUGGGGAGAUGGGACUAGAAAUGGAGGAAAAUGAAGGGUGUGCCCCAAGGAAGUACUAUGAGUAUUUGCACUCCCUAAACGACAAGCAGAGGGAGGCUGCAUGCAGUGAUGUUGCUGUUCCGUUAAUGAUCGUUGCAGGUCCAGGAAGUGGAAAGACUUCUACAAUGGUCGGCAGGGUUCUCACAUUGCUCAAAGAGGGAAUUCCACCAUCAAACAUCCUUGCUAUGACAUUCACAACUGCUGCUGCCUCAGAAAUGAGGGACCGGAUAGGGGCAGUGGUCGGGAAGGCAGUUGCCAAAGAGAUCAUAAUAAGCACAUUUCACUCCUUCUGCUUGCAGCUUUGCAGGACCCAUGCUGAAAAGCUAGGCCGCACAUCUGAAUUCAUAAUAUAUGGCCAUGGGCAACAAAGGAGGGCCAUUAUUGAGGCAGAACGCCUGUUGGAGCAUGGCAAAAGUGAUGGUUUAGGAGAUGCAGUUAAGCAGCAGUAUGAUGGAGACAUUAAACAUUCUUUUAAAGACAAAGCUAAGAAGUGGUUGAAGUUUGUUACACAGGCGAAAUCUUCAGGACAAACUCCUGAAGAAUAUGAAAAGAAGGGCGAUUUGACAGGAGCUUCGAUUCUUCGGCACUAUAAUGAAAUACUAGUGUCUUGUAAUGCUCUUGAUUAUCAUGAUUUUAUCAACUCAUCCAUAACUCUUCUCACGAAGUUUCCAGAAGUAUACAAAGAGUGCCAGAACACAUGGCAGGCAAUAGUGGUUGAUGAGUUUCAGGAUACCAGUGCUAUGCAAUAUUUUCUUCUGAAGCUUCUAGCUUCUCACAAUCAUAUAACCAUAGUUGGUGAUGAUGAUCAGUCCAUCUUCAGUUUCAAUGGUGCGGAUGUUUCUGGCUUUGAUUCAUUCCGUAGAGACUUUCCAAAUCAUAAAGAGAUCAGGUUGAACAAGAACUACCGCUCUACACGGGCAAUUGUCGAAGCAGCAACAGCUCUUAUUCACAACAACACUAAACGGUGUAAUCAUAAACUUGCUGAGACAGACAACCCUUCUGGAAGUAAGAUCACUGUUAAGGAGUGCCAUAGCGAAGAUUCACAAUGUGCAUUUGUCAUUGACAAAAUCAUUGAAACUACAUCUAGUUCAGCUGAAGGCCGUGACUUCGGUAAAAUUGCUGUCCUAUAUCGAAGACAGAUAACUGGCAAAGCAUUCCAAGUGUCAUUCCGCAACAGGAAAAUACCCUUUAAUGUUCAUGGUGUGGCUUUCUACAGGAAAAAGGCCAUCAAAGCUAUUAUGGCAAUACUUAGGACCACGUUACCUGGUUGUGAUGAUGGCCCAUGGCGUCAGGCCUUAAAGACCCUUUUGCCUGGUGACAAGGAAGAAAAAAAGAAGAUUAUAGAUCAUGUGGAAAAGAUUUCAUUGGCUAGAAAGUGUAGCUUCAUAUCAGCUGCUACUGACAUCUUCAGUGCAAAGGUCUCCGGGACCUUCAAAAGGACCCAGAUUACUCAAGGGCGUAAGGUUUUAUCGACCUUGUAUAGCCUAUCAAAAUUUGUUGAGAGGGAACAAUCAGUUUCAGCUGUCAUUUCUUCUGCAGGAAAUAUGCUACCUCAGCAAUAUCUCCUUGAAAAGCGUGCAGUUAUUGAUAAC